GUGGUGUGCAUUUGUUGAAUUAUUUUUACCAAACAAGUUGGACAAACUUUGCUGAUUGUUCGUUAUUGUGAAAUUGUGUAAACUGUGCGUUUUUUCUUCUCUAAGUGUGCGUUUGUUUGAAAUGACUUAAGUAUGUUUUGAUAAUCAAAGUGACUGAGUUAAUUAACCUACAAACAACACAUUGUUGGGAGCAGCCAUGAUUGUGGUUGUACUGAAAGCGUUUGAAUUAUUAUUCAAAUUUCUGCGCGAGAAUAGACCAGAAAUUAUUUAUUUCAGCAAGAAUUAUCUUCUGGUUAAUAAACCAUAUGAUCUACUCAUCAAUAGCAAUAAUAAAAAUCAGUAUACAAUUCAAACUUAUUUGCGGAGGAAAGUGCCAGAGCACAUUAACAACAAACUUUACCACGAUUUCUAUUUCGUGCACCGCUUGGAUUACGCCACCAGCGGCAUUUUGUGCAUACCAUUAAACAAAAAUGCUUGCAAAAUUACGUUCAGUCUGUUCCAACUCCGGCAGAUCAGGAAAUAUUAUUUGGCCAUAGUGCGGGGUGUUAUUUCGCAAGAGCUGCUUUUCAUCAAUCUGGCCAUAGGCGAGAACUGCAUAGACACGGCAGCGCAGAAAAUGUGCACGAACGAUCGUAGCUACUGUGUGAAGGCAAAGGAUGCGAUGACUGUCCUUCUUGUCCUUGAAACUGGACUCUACGAUAGCUACCCUUGCACGAAGGUCCUCGUGAAGCCUAUCACAGGUAGGAGACACCAGAUACGCGUGCAUUGCUCUGCUCUUGGUCACACCAUCGUUGGCGACUACACCUACAGCAACAAAAAGGACACUAAGCCACAUAGGAUGUUUCUGCACUCGCAUAGAUUGAAAUUACCGAAUGUCGAAGAGGACAUCGACGUGCAAACAAAAGAUCCGUUCAGAGGGCUGAAGAACUGGAUACGCUUGGAAAGCAUCAACGAGCUGGACGAUGGUGCUUAUAAUAAAAUUGAUGAGUUUGUAAAAUAUUAGGAAGGAUGUGGCGGGGGAGAGGCGAUAUAAGGCGGUCCAGAAUAGAUGUUGGGAAUAGUUGGUGUGCAGUCGAGUCUAGAGACAAGUUAACAGAAUGUCGUUGUCAUUAAGGAGUUUGGUGGUGGCAUUGUUGUUCUGCGCGUUUGCAACCGCCGCUGCGGAAGUUCAACUGCUUAACGGAAUUACUAACCAAGAUUCCAAGGAUCUCUCCGUUACGGAAAAUGCUGCAAUUUCCUUCGUUCGGAAUAGAUUCGAAAGGAGUACCGAGUACCUUGGUCCUCUUCUGCAGACUCUUGCCGAGGCCUACGAGAAGUACGAGGAUCAGGAUCCAAAAAAAAAGUCCAAAGUCUUCAGCUCUUUCAUAAGGUCGCGGUCUUCGUACAGAUGACUCCCGUCGUUGUCCACAUAGCGAAGCUAUUUCUCUUCACCAUCAAUUCCAUCAGCCAGAUGUACUCUCAAGUCCAGCUGUUCCUCAACCUGUUCUACAGAUUUUGAACUGUAAUAGAGACAAUAAAUAUUUGAUCGCCGAA
Messenger RNA from Nicrophorus vespilloides, 1533 nucleotides. RefSeq names its product RNA pseudouridylate synthase domain-containing protein 1-like. Gene Ontology annotation, molecular function: RNA binding; pseudouridine synthase activity. The transcript has 7 exons. Gene Ontology annotation, biological process: pseudouridine synthesis. Lineage: Eukaryota; Metazoa; Arthropoda; Insecta; Coleoptera; Silphidae. The record is from RefSeq and is a predicted model, not a curated record. Bases 197 to 1003 code for a protein of 268 amino acids.